Porites evermanni is the source of this 922-nucleotide messenger RNA. NCBI's taxonomy places the organism in Eukaryota, Metazoa, Cnidaria, Anthozoa, Scleractinia, Poritidae. The record is from the annotation of a GenBank genome assembly.
AUGAACGAAGAAAGUCCUCUUAUUCCACUCGAGGAACGUUCGGAUGAUGAUGAUCGCAACACAACUCAACCGUUUCAGCCAGGGGCUUCAUCAACGCCUGGCCCCUCUGGUGAAUGCUACCUCAUGCACACUACAACGAUGAAUAGGACGCCCGAAAGAAGGCACAUUCAAGAAACAUCUUUUAUUAGAGCCAUUCCCCGUGGACAGAUUAAUAAUCCUGAAGACCAAAGAAUAAUUUGGGCACAGUCAAUUCUAGAAGGCCUUUACCCUGAUUAUAACUGUGAGGGGGCAGUGGGCUAAAUCUUGAAAUUUCAAGAAACAAAAGAACCUGGGCAAAAUCGUAGUUUUUGGCCCAUAGGGCGGCGAAACUGUGAUUUUCGAUGAAAAUAUGUCAGUGAGAGAAACCUUGCCAAAGUUUCUCAAAGACGCUCUCGGUCAGUCAAGACAUGAGCGUAUUGCCCAAAAUCAAGAAGGAGUCGACAGGUGCAAUGCAGAAAUAGGGGCAAAUGAAGAUAUUGCAAACAAUGGAAAUGAACAACCGGAAAUAAGGGAGAGAGCACGUGAAAAAGUAGAAGAAGAGAGACAAAACGUCGCCGCUCUCGAAGAACAAAAUGAGAAGCUUCGGGAAAAGUUCCCGUUUCGUGAAAGCGAAACAGAGAUUUUCAAAAAAUAUGGGUUCACUGUCACUGCCAUUGUCUUUGCCGCUGGAGUCACGAUUGGCGCCGUUAUUGGGGUAUUGACCAAAGCUCUAAAAAAGCUGGGCAAGGGCAUCGGCAAUGGGCUACAGACAAUCGGCAAAAAAAUCGGUUCUCUUCUCCCCGGCCUCAUCAGCUCGAUCGUGAGCUUCAUUUUCAAAGCCGCGGGGCAAGCCAUCUCCUUUCUGGCAGAACACACUUGGCUGUUGAUUCUUGCGGUUAGUCUG